UCUUUAAAACUUCAACUGUUUGGUUUCUUCUAACACCUCUCCCAUUAACACCUUUCUUGAAACCUUGGACUAAACCAUCCUAUAGCAAACCCACGAAAGUUGAAAAUUUUCUUGAAUCCUUAGACUAAUUCACCCACAAGCAAACCCAGGAAUAUUGAAAUUUGAUACCAACAUGUUUCCCUUCUAGAGAAGAAAAAAGUUGGUCACUACGGGACUAUGCGGUCUUUAUUCCCUUCAUCUCAAUCUCUUCCUAAAUUUGAGCAAUCGCGAUUUCCCCCCCACCCCCAGUUUCUGUUGAAAUCACGCCACCCAGCUAUUAGCUCAUCGUUCUUGGACAAUUCUCCUAAUUAACAGAAGGGAUUUAGAAAUUUUUCAGGGCCUCAUAUUAGCUCAUUUUUUGGCCGUUUCAGUUGUCGUUAAGGAGCUCUUCGGUGUUUCAGGGGCCGUUAAGGGUUAAAGAAAGGGAUAUAAAAAAUGGUUUACGUGCGUAGGUGAGUGGCACUCUUCAUUGCAAUGACUUUUUGUUGCUUUGCAAUCCUGAAUUGCCGUAAAGGAAAUAGCAGCCUCCAGGAACCGGCAGAAGGGAUUGCUGUUACCAACAAUGUACGCAUCUUUUCUUAUAAUUCCUUGAGGUCAGCAACUAGGAAUUUUCAUCCAUCAAGCAGAAUAGGUGCUGGAGGUUAUGGAGUUGUCUACAAAGGGGUUUUAAGGGAUGGCACCAAUGUUGCAAUCAAAUCACUGUCUGCAGAAUCAACUCAGGGAACUCGGGAAUUCUUAACCGAGAUAAAUAUGAUCUCAAAUAUAAGACAUCAAAAUCUCGUUCAAUUGAUUGGUUGUUGCAUCGAAGGCACACAUCGAAUUUUGGUGUAUGAAUACCUGGAAAACAACAGCCUUGCGAGUACUUUGCUUGAAACUAUCAUUUCAGGUACAAUGAGUAAGCAUGUUGAUCUGGAUUGGCCAAAGAGAGCUAAGAUUUGUCUUGGUACAGCUUUGGGUCUUGCAUUUCUACAUGAGGAAGCUGAACCGUCUGUUGUUCAUAGAGAUAUCAAGGCUAGCAAUAUACUUCUUGACAGAAACUUUGAUCCUAAAAUAGGGGACUUUGGCUUGGCUAAACUUUUCCCAGACAACGUUACUCAUGUGAGCACUCGAGUGGCUGGAACUGUCGGAUAUUUGGCACCCGAGUAUGCACUUUUAGGACAGUUGACAAAGAAAGCAGAUGUAUACAGUUUUGGUGUGCUCAUGCUGGAAGUAAUUAGUGGAAGUAGCAGCAGUAAAACAGCAUUCGGAGAAGAAUUGUCGAUUCUCGUGGAAUGGACUUGGAAAUUAAAACAAGAAGGACGGCUUGUAGAACUAAUCGAUCCAGAGCUGAUCGAUUAUCCGAAUGCCGAGGUGAUGCGUUUUAUCACGGUUGCACUCUUCUGUACCCAAGCCGCUGCAAAUCAAAGGCCAAGUAUGAAGCAAGUUGUGGAAAUGCUUUCAAAAGAGGUACACCUUAAUGAAAAACUUUUGACAGAGCCUGGAAUAUACAAAGGACACAAAACUAGUAAGUUAAAUGGCGCUGGCACUAGUUCUGAGGGAACUUUCUCCCGUGGAGACAGAGGUAAAAAGGCUAUAAAGUCUACUAUAUCUUCACCCCAAUUUAAUAGCUCAAAUAGUCUGACUCAAAUGCUUCCUAGGUAAUAAUACUUAAACACUGCUUCUAUUCCUCUUGUAAUAUUUUGAUAUUUUAGUUCCAAUCCCUCCAAUUUGUUUUUCAAACUUGCUCUAUUCCCCUUGUAGUUUUUAACAUUUUAGAUAUAAUCCUCCAAUUUAUCA
This is a messenger RNA of Cucumis melo (muskmelon), 1815 nucleotides long. RefSeq names its product putative serine/threonine-protein kinase. NCBI's taxonomy places the organism in Eukaryota, Viridiplantae, Streptophyta, Magnoliopsida, Cucurbitales, Cucurbitaceae. The record is from RefSeq and is a predicted model, not a curated record. Gene Ontology annotation, biological process: protein phosphorylation. Bases 514 to 1680 code for a protein of 388 amino acids. The transcript is spliced from 6 exons. Gene Ontology annotation, molecular function: protein kinase activity; ATP binding.